AUCGACUGAUAAAUUGGGGAGUGUGUGUGCACACAAUUAAGACGAUAAGAGAGAAGAAGACAUAGAUAAGUAAAGAUCGAUGAGCUCAGUAGCAAAAGCGGUGGCGGUAGAGGAUGGAGAGUGGCGGCGACGACGCUUGUGGCCGAAACAAGGGAGUGUGUUCCCAAAAGAGAGGAAGUUGGUGAAGACAAUGAUCCUGGAGGCUUUUCUUCCAUCUCGACUUUCUUUCGACUCCAAGCAGACAGUAGAGCCGCCGCGUAUCAAGCGCGUGCAGUCUACUCUCCGGUAGCCUUCAAAUGAUAUUUUGUUGUACCUUAGAAAGUAUUUGGAUUGUAAACGAUAACAAGUUCAAGUAGUAUUUUCCCGUCAUGUGUUUGUGUGUCUCUAUUGUGACAUAGUUUGUGUGUUAUAUGGCUUCUUUAAGACAUAGAUUCGUGUGUUGUUAAUUUUGCUAGUUUCUUUAUGUAUCCGUGUUAAUUUAAAAUCUAUAGUUUGCUACAUAUAACA
Raphanus sativus (radish) is the source of this 507-nucleotide messenger RNA. RefSeq lists its product as uncharacterized. Bases 80 to 289 code for a protein of 69 amino acids. The record is from RefSeq and is a predicted model, not a curated record. NCBI's taxonomy places the organism in Eukaryota, Viridiplantae, Streptophyta, Magnoliopsida, Brassicales, Brassicaceae. The transcript has a single exon.